Amoebophrya sp. A25 is the source of this 12778-nucleotide messenger RNA. The record is from the annotation of a GenBank genome assembly. NCBI's taxonomy places the organism in Eukaryota, Dinophyceae, Syndiniales, Amoebophryaceae.
AAGAACAAGAACAUGCGAUCGUAUGUUGAGUGUCCCUCCAAUUCGAAUUCCUGUGGUUAGAGAAAAUAGUCCCGCGACUGGGUCAUGUAUUACGAGAUUUUUAAUUCCGAGUAAGAGUACCCGUAACGAGGAGAAGGAGACGUUGACGUAAAAAAUAAGUACUUAUAUUAGAUAGUUCUUUUCUUUAUCCAUAAAACGGAGUAAGUCUAAGUUCCGAAAGUGAAAAAAUGUCGAGUCACGAAUCUAAACCUAAAGCAGACGUGCCAUCCGAUGACUCCGGAUCCGGAGCACCCGUCCCGCUACUAUCGGAUGACGCGAUCGGUACAGCUGCAGCAGAGAAAGUAUUGACUUGAAAAUUCAUUAUGUGCAGUUAUGACUACGCGUCGGAAGAACAAAGUUCAAGUUGCUUUUUGAGACCAGGAGCAAUUUCAACUCCGACCUUUACUAGUAAGAACAUAAAAAGCUGUAUUAAUGCUCUACUGCUACACCUUGUACUAAUAGAAGUGAGAUAGAUUUUUCUGUGAUCGUCAUCACAUCUGUCAACAUUUAUCAUGAUUCGACUUCAGGCACUUGGUGCAGAAGGAGCUUCGAUCUAUCACGAGGCGGCGUCCUUCCUCCACUCAGGGGAUCCUGAGGCUUCUUUUGCGAGCGCGGUGUCGGGAGACCCAGCUGGCCAGUACCUCAAUGCCUCAUCUGGCUCGGUGCCAUCUGCGAUGUUCGAGAGUUUUUUAAGCGACCACGCUACAUCAGGUAGAGAUCCGAAUAGCAGUUUUGUCAGUGUCUCUGGUGGGGACGUCAUCGAAAGGCAGAAUUCUAGCCAGGGCGAGCAAGGCGCUGAGCUAUCCUCAGACGGCGACGUCAUACCAAUGAUCGAGGAAGAGAAAAGCAAGGAAUACCUUGAUGAUCUUGAGGUACAGCCUUUAGAUGGAGUUGAUGAAACGAAACGUCAAGAGUGCGCCGAAGAUGAAGCCUGCGAGAACGGAGAUCUCGAAGAUAACAAUGAAGGACUCCUUCUAGAUCGUCGCAGCGACAGCAAGACAAUCGGCGGUGGAAGUUCCUCGAAUAGCUCCAAGCCUGGGUCCGCCGAGAAAAGCCAUCUUGGCUUGAGUAAACUUGACUCCUCUUAUGGCGGAAGCAGCGCGUCGACUGCGCGAAACGGCUUAGUAAUCGACCCUGAAGUCGGUGUUGGCUACGUUGUUGGCGACUUCAAUGAUCAAAUAGACCCAGAGAUUCAGGCGGAUCAGAACAGGUGCAAGGGACAAGUACCAGCGGGCGAGAACCAACGACAACUAGUAGAGGCGGAGCCACGAACGCAACAUGUAAACAAGCUCCAUCAACAAGAAGAGGAUCUUCACCUUGACCAUGACACUUUCCGAAAAAAUGAGCAGAACAAUCCUGGAGAUCGCUCUUGCAGCGGCGGCGAAGAGGCUGACCGCGAUGACAGUUCUGGUAGUAACGCAAGUCGCAGUCGCAGUAAUCCACGGCGAAAGAGACGGAAACUGCUUCCGGCUGACGAUGAAGUGGCUGCUCCAGGAGUAACCUCCGCUUUUGCUUCAGGCUUAUCAUCUCCAGGUGGUGCGCCCAAGCCGAUUACGAAGGUAAGCAGUAUUAGCAAAAAAUCGCAAGAUGGGGGGACUAGUCGUCGCGCCGAUUCUGUUGACCUAGAGGCUGAUGACGAGUUUUCCCCGUCAGCAAAAAAUCAAGAUUUGGGGACGCCUGUUGGACGCUACGCCUACGCCGAGGAGCGAGGAAACGCUGAACUGGUUGUAACGGGAGAGAAAGACAACAUGUAUACCGGAGUAGAGGACAACGUCGAGGAAGAGGAAGCAGUGGUCCCCUCACCUCUUACACCGCUUGCAGAAGGUCAAAAUAAUGCAGCUUCUUAUUUGUGCAGGUAUAGUUCUUCAUCAGCGUCUAUCUCGAAGCGGAGAUCAAGUGUACAGAGUGCGGGCGUAGCUCCAGUUGACGGGGAUGACGAGGAGUCGUCUGAAUCUCGAGCACAUCGGCAGGAGGGAGAGCGACUCAAGCGAGAAAAGGAUCAUCAGAGGAACAAGUACGCAGUAAGUUCAGUGUGGGACAUUCUUACUUCUGGCGUCUCUGGAGCUAUAGGUCCUACUGCACAACAAGAAAGCAAGGAAGCAGCCAAGGCAGAGCACAAUGCAGAAGAAGACAAUGUUGUAGUAAACCUAAACCCUAGAAGCAUAGGAAAAAGGAAUGACAACGACGCUCAUCAGUCCUCAUCAUCCGCAAAUGUGGUGGAGACAGCAAUUGAACUGGAGCAACAACGCAAAGAACUAGAAAAACAAGAGCAAGAUUAUAUCCAAAAAAAAGUAGCAGAACUGACAGAACUUUUGCAGGAAGAAGAGGCCGACGCGAACCAUCGGCUUAGCUUGUACUCACAGGAGAAAGAAAACCAGCAGCUCGAAAAUGAAAUGCAUAGAGUAUCAAGCAUUAUCGAGGGUAAGAUGUCAAGCUCAACAAGUGGUAAGUUCGACGCGGCCGAACAAGGAGUAGAUCAAGUACAUGACGUACGAGACAACCAAGAAGAAAACUCAACAGAAGCGCUUGGAGAAGCAGACAAUGCCCCACUCGAGUGCCACUUCGAGAAAGUACAAGUCAAUGCCGUUGUAGGCGAGCAGGAUGCUGUGCACGUUUCAGAAAACAGUAUAUCGCCACCAAUGAAAUCUCGAAGGAUCGAGAUCGAAGACAGCGAUGACGAAGAUCUAGAAUUUGCACUUCCGCCUGCACUUCCAGAGGAGGCCAACGAUGGGGGCGCUUUUGAUCAGGUGGCGCCCGCCUAUUCUGAGCAUGAAAAUGGCCUUGAGGCUAGUAUCAGCAGCUCUUCGUCGGCACCACCUGGUCCGAAACCGGAGGAUACACGGGUUUUUGGACCGAAAAGGUCUUCGACAUCCGAAGCAGAGGAUCCAGAGGGCCCACAACGUGUAUUGUUCGAGGACCUCGCCAGUACCCUUGAUUACAAGUCACCGCUCUCGGACGAUUUUCAUGAGGCAGGAGGAGCAGAGAGAGACAACAGCGAACAAGGCAGGGCAAGUGAAAAUCAGCGAGACGAAGAAGGCGAUGAAGUCAUGGGCAGUGCCUCUGCCUCAACUCGAGCGCGUGAGGAUCACGAUAGCGACGAGGGAGAUGACGUCGACGGAGAAAGCAUGCACGCAAGUGCAAGAGACUCUCGUAGUAGACGGAGAAAGCGUCCGUGGAGAGAUGGGUCACGGGACGACGACAUGGAAGAAGAUGAGAAUUGGUACGAAGCAAGACGCGGCGAUGAUGAAGAGCGCCGUGUUGACAGUGACUGUGACUUUGAUGAAGAUGGCAAUAGGCGGCGACAUCGCAGGCUUGGUGCAGAAGAAGAAGAUCAGGAUGACGACAUUGAUAGAGACGAUCGAAAGGAGCGGAGACGCAGGAGGAGAAAUAGGAAGCGCUCAAGGCGAAGAGAGAAUGGAGAUGAAGAAAUCGACAACGAUCCUGAAGGCGAUGGGGAGCACAGCGAACAAGAAGAAAUGGAGCACAACGCCAACAAUCGUCUUGACGAGGACGAUAAUGACGACUCUGCCCCACCAAGGAGAUAUCGAGGCAGUCGAGGAAAAGGCAGGAGAGCCGGAAAACUCGACCAAAACACUAUAGAAGACGAAUCGGAUGAUAGUGCUUCUUCCUCGGUCGAUGAGGAUGAGGAAGAAAAUAAACUGGUGAAUACCUCUGGGGACUACGCUUUCACGUACACGGAUGUACGAGGCGCAAUGCCGCCGAUUCCAGAGGACGAGGAAUUUGCCGAAGGAAUGAGCGUCGGUCAACCAGGAGGUACCACGCUUGCUUCUUGCGUUCAUUUCACAUCAAUGUCAUUUUGUUAUGAAUGUUUUUGAGCACUUCAUCUUAUUCUCCUUCAGACUUUCUCGCUUAGUAUGGAUUCGUUUUAGUUCCACGGCACUUUUGCUAUUGCUUUUGGUGUUUUGACUGUUCCUGCUCAUGUGAAUUUCGUAUUACAUUUCUGUCGCGUCAUCUUCAAUCGAAUAUCGGUAUUAUGUUCUAUCUUUCUGAUCCUGUCUACUUCUCCUUUCUCAGGUUACAGUCCGUUGCUGAACCUUCCUGGCAGUCCUCUUUCGUCUUGGUUCUCUCCGGAGGCUGUUGAGUGUGCCGAUUCAGACGAGGAGGGUGACGACGAAAAUCUCGCCGAUUCGAGCGAGUUCCCGCCAGCAGACGUGCCUAUUGCACCACCAAACGAAUCGAUCACAGGAGAGAAGCCAUUCGCUGAUGCUCCGCUCUCAGAAAUCCCGCAAGAAGACGCAGCUACCACCGCGGUAGGGGUUGACGCUCCAAAAGAUCCCAGGCAGGAAAUCGAGGGGAUUAUCGACGAAGAUGAAGAUGCCGAGGAGGAAAUUGUGGAGGACAGCAAAAAAGUGAUUGGCGGUGACAUUGAUGAUAGUCUACCUACAAUUUCUAGACUACGAAGAGUGCCACUCAUGCUUGACCACGAGCAACAACCAACACCAAGCGAAUGCAAAGACACGAACCAAAAUAGCGCACGUGUACAGCGGACGGUGCCCAUCCUCUUUAACGAGACAGAAGUCGAACAUGGAACUGACAAUGAAAAGUCCGACGUAUUGAGACAAGUAGUAGCUCAUGAUGCACAAGCACAAGCUGCUGGUGAAGAGCAUGCUGCGCCAGCCGGAGCAGGAGCUUCUCCUGCUAAUAGACGCAGUAAUGGAACGAAGCGAGAGCGAUCACCAAUGCAGGACUUCGCUCUUGAUACGCACGUAAACAAGCAUCACAAGGCAGAGGAAAAGGAGAACGUGUCUCCGAGAAAGGGCCACGAGCCUACGCCUGCGGCCCCGAAGUCGCAACCAGAACUAGCUCCCAUAAGAGAAAGCAAUAUUCCCAACGAUGAUGUCUCGCCCCUCGUAACUCCGCGUGACGGCAACGCGCUUCCGAGAAAAAGUGGGAGUGGCGCUGCGGUGUCUGACGCAGGUAGCAAGAUGGGUCAAGAGGAGUCACCUCUAUUUGGUAUGCGGCCGGACGGUAAGCCAAGCACGGUAUCUUUCGACAAAAAGCCAGUCCCUGCAAUGAAACUCGCUGUGACUGCCGGAGGCAAGUCGCAUCUUCAAGUAGAGGGAAAUAAGGGAAAUAGCAAGAAGGGCUUGCAGAGCGGCUCAAGUACGACUAGCUCAUCCUCAUCAGCUUCAGCACAAAAAGCCAAUAUCAAUUUUGGAGUGCCACUGUCUGAUGAAGACAAAAAAACCGCUCCCGUGUGCUGGACAUUGAAGAAAGACGAAGUGACAGGACAAGUGGUCGCAACACCUUCGGCUUUGCCUCACGACCUAGGAACGGUAACAUCUUUAACGGGUGCAUCAGCAUCGUCGAUUUCCAGUUCAUCAAGCGCUCCGCUUUUUACCCCGCGAGUGGCUGCUGGAGCAAAGCAUAGCAACGUUGCGAAUGUGUCAAAGUCCUCUCCAUCAGCGUCAGAGGCUGUACCUGCGGCGGCCUCUCCGUCUACGAAACAAGUAAGAGCUUCGCCUCCAGUGACCCGAUUGGGACAAGCUCAAAAAAAUAACUCAUCAAAUGAUGAUGAAGGUGUUUCGCCUUUUGCUGUGACGACUCGCCAAAGCUUUGCGAGAAGGAGCAGUCCAAAAGCCGAUAUCGAGGAAUUUGAGGCAGCGGGCAAGGUAAAAAGCAGCUCGACAGCUCUUGCAGCUGCCGGAGCGUCUUUGUUCGAUAGUGGGACUGGAGCAUAUUCUGGCAACACGUCACAGGCGUCAAGAAAGAUGCAAGAAGGUGGGAAGUCAACAAUAAAGAGCGUUGUCUCACACCAAGAAAAAACUCAACUACAGGUAGGCGUUGUAGCAGGAAUUCAGGAAGAACAACAGGCAAAUAGAGCAUCAGAUAUUGUGGGUUCUGAAGCAGCGCCAGGGCCAGAACAGCAGUCCUGGUCGACUUCUGUUGACGAUUGUACGGCUUUGAUGCAUCUCGAUGAGCGAAGCAUUCUAGAGAACUUGCGAGUCCGAUAUGAACACAAAGCGAUAUACACUAGCGCAGCCAAAGUGCUGCUGGCGGUGAACCCGCUGGGCACCAGUCCCGACAUCGACGCUCUCUACUCGCUUGAGAAGAAGCAGCUCUACCAACUUGGAAACCGGUUAGCGCCACCACAUCCGUUUGGCGUGGCAGAUCUCGCGUAUCGACAAUUGCUCCACGAUGGCCAAAACCAGGUUUUGAUCAUCUCUGGCGUUUCCGGAGCCGGCAAAACCGAAACUGCGAAAAUCGCCAUGAGCUACCUCGCAUACCGGUCUCGCUCUAACGAACUCGCGGCUCUCGAGGUCGCAGAGAAAAUGCUGAGUCUGAACCCGUUACUAGAAAGCUUUGGGAAUGCAGCUACUGUGCGCAACUGCAAUUCUAGUCGCUUCGGAAAGUACAACGCACUGCGCUUCAAUGUGGUCGGCCAUUUGCAAAGCGCGGAAAUCCAAACUUUCCUCUUAGAGUCCAGUCGUGUCACGAGCUGUGCCAGCGGCGAACGCAGCUACCAUGCCUUCUAUGAACUGUUAGCAGCCGCAGACGAACAAUAUCUAGCGAGAAACGGCUUGCAUCCAAGGACCGGCGCGCCACCAUCCUCCGAAGAUAAUUUUGCUUCCGAUGGUGAGCAUACCACAAGCUUCCGCGAGCCCAAUGUUUCUUACCGGCUCGCGCAGCAAGAGGACAUCGGCUUUGGGUCAGAGCACUGCGUUUUUCGGCGGGACGAUGCUGCAAACUUCGCCAUUCUUGAAAGGGAGUUGAAGACCGUACUGUCUGAGUCUAUAUGCGAAUCAAUUUUCGACAUUCUCUGCGGCCUGAUCCAUCUUGCAGAGCUAGACGUUGUCAUUGUGGAGCGAAAUUGCGCGGCUGAUUCGGUUACCCUUGAAAAGCAACAGCACGUUGAGCACGCUGCUCGCAUUCUGGGUUUCGAAGUCGAAAAGUUGCGGGAGAUCCUCACAACGAAGUGGGUCGUUGUCGGGGGCAGAGAACGGUAUCAAGUUCCCCGAACGAAGGCCCAAGCGGUGGCAUUUCUACACAGUCUGAGCAAGUUUCUGUACCGAAAGCUGUUUGACUUCGUCGUUGCUCGAGUAAACGCCGCACUAAUGUCAAAGAACAACAGUGGUGCAGGGUCGGUUCCGUCCUCGGUUCCUGGCUCACCAGAGCUCAACGCCAUGAGUCGCCGCCGCUCAAAAAGGUACUCUGCAGAGCUUCAAAGUCAGGCUCUGCAGAUCGCACAAGUCUCUUCAGCAGCGACAAGUACCACGACUCUUCAAGCUGGAGCAACCACAUCGCCGUCUCUGGCACCUCAUUCGCCUCCGCUAUCGCAACAGCAAAACGGAGAUACCCAGACGAACGGUUUUCAGCUGGGAGUCCGGCUUUCAGGCGCCGCGCCAGCAGGCAUCAUGGGGAAGACGAUUGGCAUUCUCGACAUUUAUGGCUUUGAGCAGCUUGAGCGAAAUUCGUUCGAGCAGUUGUGCAUCAAUCUCGCGAACGAGCAUCUGCAGCAAUUCUUUGUCGACAAUGUGCUCUUGGGCGAGCAAGAGCUCUACCGACGCGAGGGUCUCCAGUGGAAGCCCGUCAGCUGUCCGGAUUGUACCGAGUGCGUCAGCGCAAUUGGUUCGUGCUUCAAGAUGCUCGAUGACUGCUGCUUCCGCGUGGCGCGCAUGUCGCAACAGGAGGUUACGGCAGCAACGUUUACCCAGUCUGUGCACACGCAUUUCUGUACCGAUCGAAAAGCGUCCGCAGUCGGCGUGGUCAAAGAACCCAAGCGCGGACGCAACGUCGCGGGAGUUGAUUCGAUUCUCAAAACGGAAGGCUUUGUCAUCUCGCACUUCGCAGGCGACAUCACCUACCAUACCAGCGAAUGGCUCGAAAAGAACAAUUCCCGCUUAGAUCUGGAGUUGGAAGCUCUAGUCGCGCAGUCAACAAACAGCCUGGUGGCAACGUUCGUGCCUCCGCCAGAACCAGAAGCUCCCAAGGACGGCGAUGAAGACGCUGUUGCGAAGAGCAGCAGCCGGCCUCCACCGACGUCCACGUCGUCAAAGGAUGCUCCGGUGGGGUCGGCUCGUGCAAACAAAAACAAUGCGAAUCUGUCAACGUUUGACUCAGUAAGCAAGAAGUACUUGAACGACUUGAAUGCGCUGUUGACCAACCUGCAGUCUGCAAAUUUGCACUACAUUCGUUGCUUUUGCCCCAAUGCCGAGCAAGAGCCGUUUUCGUUUGACGCUCAAACUGUGUUGACCCAGAUGCGCGAGAGUGGGACUUUCCAGCUGGUCAACAUCAUGCAUCACGGCUACCCGCAUCGAUGCGACUACAAAUUUCUUGCGGAAAAAUUCAAGAAGUUCCUGCCAUCGUCUCAGCUGGGCGAGCAAUACGACGCGCGGACUUUCAUCGACUUGCUCAUGCUUGCUCUCCGAGUACCAAAACACGACUACGUGAUGGGCAUUUCGAAGCUCUUCCUGAAAAGCGGCAAGCUGGCCAUUCUGCAGCGAUUGCUGGCUGAGAACGCUGACAUGGUGAAGACGGUCGCACAUGACUUGCAGUGGCAUUUUCUACGGAAGAAGCUUCGUCGCUGCUUCCUGGCAGUGCGGUUCGUGCUGUACGUCAACGCAUUCAGCAAGCGUUGCCGAAAGGACCGGCUAGAGCGAGGACUGGUCACUGUUUCGCGGACCCUUGUGCGCCUAGUGAGAUGGCACCGUCGAGCACAGCGACGGCUCUUGUGUGCGGACCGGUGGCAACUGUGCCUCCGUGGUGUGAGGAUGUGCGUCGCGAUGCGGCGGUUUGCGCGGCGCAAAUACUUCUGGCGCUGGAUUGCGCGUCUCGUCAUUUUGAAGCGCCGUCUUCGCGCAGCGGUGAAGCACCGUCGCGAACGGAAGGCUCGUCGCUACCAGGCAAAACUGAACUGGGAUUUGCUGCUUCUCACCACCCAGUUCGGAAUUCUUUUUCGACGAGUGCAGCGAUGGCGCCGCGUGAGACGCGCCAGUAUACGGGACAGCAACUUGACGAUGUUUUGCCGCUACGCGAAUCUUGGGAUUGUUAUGCGGUCCUACGUCCGGCGCCGUCGGGACGACAUCCGCGAUGCGUAUGAAGCGCGUCAGCGCCAUCUUCUUCGCACACUGCGUGGCUACGUCCAUAUGACCGUGCAGAUGCGGAGACUCUUAGGGCGUGCGCGAAACAGCAUAGAAGCGCGCCGGAUCGAGGCUGAUAGGCUGGCAGAGGAAGAGUGUGUUCGACUCGAGGAAGAGCGAUUGCGAGAAGAAGCCGAGCGUGAGCGACAGGCGGAACUCGAGCGUACGGCUCUUGCUCAGGCGGAAGCACGCGAGCGCAAGAUUAGACAGCGCGCGUUAUUCGAGCAAACGCUAUUCCGCACUGUUUUGCUUUGCGGAGCGCUAAAGCGACACAUCGCAGCAAGUCGCUUUGAACGCGAACAGCGUCGCAUGCGCGAAGAGCAAGCUCGUGAGCUCCAGGCAAUGGAAGUCGGGCGCCAAAAUCGAGUCAAGGAGUUGCUGCACGUUUGGGCGCGCGCUAGCAUGCUCUUUGUGCGGCUGCGUCGAUAUUGUAUUCGCUACCGCGACGAAAGCAGCCGCCGAAGAGAUGCAGCGAUCAAAAUCUCAGCCUUCAUGCACAGUCUCGCGGAGUAUCGAAUCAGAAGGCAAGUGCUUGUGGAAGCACGACAGCAUUUGCUACAGCAGAAAGCGGAGGAACACCGACGGCGGGCAGCGGAGCAAACCGCCCAACAACAGGACGCCGAGAGAGCGGCCAAGCAAGAAAAGGUCCAAAAGCUUUUGGACACGUUUUACUGUGGGACGAAGUUAGUCGUUGAGGGCCGCCGCUUUGUCAGGCGCUGGCUGGAAGAAAAAGCUCUCAUAGAGCGGAAAGCAAGGGAGUCAAAGGAGCAGCAAGAAGAAGUGGAGCGACAAGAAGAGCGAGCCGCCGUGGAGACGCAGAAAAAGCAGAAAGCAAGGGAGAGCCUGUUGAGACAUUUUGUGAGAUCGGUGUUUGUGUCAAUCCGCCUCCGGCGGUGGAUGAGACGCGUGUCUGAGCGCGUUCUUGAAAAUCAAGUCGAACGUCACCUCACAAUGGUUAGCAAACGCAAAAGGUUGGUGACAAUUGUUUACGGCCUCGUACUUUUGAAACGAACCGUGAGGGCAUGGAUGGCACGCAAACGCGCAAAGGAUGUUCAACGAGCUGCAGGAGCAGUCGCCCGAUUCGUGCACACUAUACGUGUCUUGAGGGGCUUCCGCCGGUGGGUACGGGCAUACCGAAGGAACAAGAAAGCCGCCAGUCAACAACAGGCUUUUGACUUGCGCGCGCGAAUAAGUCGCGGGAGCAGCGGCUGCAGCCUACGCGGGGUGGUUGCGGCGCACCAGCUCCGAGAAGGCUCAAUGCAGUCAAACUACAGCCUCCCACCCCCAGGCUUCGAUUGGCAGAAGCUUCUAGACCGAAUGGAAAGGGUAGAGGAGGCCUCGCGACGCACCGAGCGCAUAGUCAUUGAGCAGGGCGGCGCCUAUGAUCUGCAGCGACUGCGACAGCGAAGAAGCGUCAACUUAGGACGCACCAAGAACGAAGUCAUUGCCAUCGUCCCUGAGCACGAGGCACAGCAAACAGGGGCCUCUUCGUCCUCUUCCUCGUUGGCAAUAGAACCAGCCAGAAGCUUGCUGCAGCUGGAAGACCAGGCUAGAACCGAAGAACAAGGCAAUGGAUCAACGUCAGCAAAUCUUACAACUGGCUCCGACGGUAUAACAGGUCAUGAAACCAAAGUCGGUGAUGUAGAGAACAACAAGCGAGUGAGUCAGAUACGCGCAUCGUCGAGCGCCGCGAGCUCAAGUUGUUACUCAAAGGAGGUGACUUGUUUUAGUGGGUUCGGCGCUGCAGCUAAAAGAAGUAAGUCAUCGUUUGUAAGUGGAGCUCAGAGCGUUCCGCGUAUGGGUAGUAGCGGUGGUUUGUUACGCGAGGACGAGGGCGAGGCAUCACAGCCACCUGGCUUUGGACUGCAGGGACGAGAAGGUCGAGGCAGUGGAAGUCUCUCUGCUGUCUCCAAUGGAAUUCAGCUACGAAUAGAAGAUCACGGCGGGCAAGCGCAAGGAGACCUGAUAAGAAGUACUGGUCAGGGAGGAGAAGAAAAUGAACAUUCUGCGCCUCUUCCAAGACGGCCUCGGACAUCAAGUGAAUUUACUCCUGUGGGUUUACAUGGUCAGCCGCUGUUGCUCUUUCAAAGGGAUUCUGUUGGUCUCCCGGUUCCUGUCGCCCCGGAUGGAGGUAUUCCAGAAUCUCGGAAAAGAAUUUCCACCCACUACCUGGAAAUAGAAGCAGCAGUAGAAGAUGCGGGAAGCGAAGCAGCAGGCAGUCGCAGCAGCUGCGGCAACGCGCACGUAGUGAAUCUUGAUGCGCGUUUAGUCGUGGAACAAGAAAGGGUAGCGCGAGAAAGAACAAACAACGAAGCCUUGCUAGGGUUCGCAGACGCCAAGAGUUCGAUGGUAACGCACAAUCUGUCGCAGCAGGAAGACUCCGCGGUUUUUGUCGAUGCGAUUGAGUCGCCAUCACCACCUAAGCGCAGCGUGUAUGAGCCACCAAAUGCGCCUCUGCCACAUCAUGGGCGCGCGUUGACGGAAAUUUCAAGGUAACAGCUACAACGUAAUAAAACAACCCGGACCACGUGUGCCUUUAUCUUCACCUUAGUUUAUAUAUUGGGGGUCAACGUCAAGUAUGAAUAUCAAUAUUUUGCACGCGGUCACUCCGUAUUUUUCGACCUGUAAAAAUCGAUGCUCUAAAUUCAUCCCCAGUAACUUGCAAUGCAUUUCCAUUCUCCUCACUCUAAUCCGCUCACAGGGACAGCCUGAUCGGGCAACAGGAGCACUCCUCGGAGCCAAAUUUCGGAGGAUCUUCUUCGAGUGAUGCUAUGCGGCUCGGUAUUGGCACAGACGACACAGCGCGCCGCUUGGCUCAAAGGGUGCGCGAGAAGUUGAUCGGGCCUUUCUCGCCUCUUCUCGAGGCGGCGAGCGCGGUCGCAGGAUCUAUUGGCGGGCACAGCAUAGGCAUCAUUGAGGAAUCUGACGUGGAUCAUGCGCAGGCACACGGCGACGCCGACGGCGUCGAAGAAAAUAAAGCUCCUCAACCUGCCCCUGCCUCUGUGCCUAUACCACCACGAAGCGAAAAGGUGCGACCCGUAGUUGUCGCUUCUAGAGAAAACAUCAUGGGAGACUCCGAAAACGUUAAUCCAAAUCAAAGGAUGGCAUCCGAUGAAGUAUCAGCUGGACCGAAUGUUACCUCAACUUCGACGAAUUCUACUUCUCUCGUCGCAAGUAGGUUGAACUUCUUCGGUAGAAAAGCUAAUAAGAAGUCGAGUGACGCACGCUCUUUUUCAUCUGAUGGAGGAGCAGAGGCAAGACAAGUGAGCAAGAACGACGCAAGCAGUCGCAACAGCUCAUUAUCGAAAGAUCAUCUUCAAGCACCGAUACCAGAAGAAGACCUUCCAGCUAUAAGCACAAAUACCAAAGCAGUGAAUAACAGCAUCACUUUUAGCUUUCCUGAAGAUCUAGGACAGUACGAGGAGGAAAUCGUGCAAAACGCAUCCUUUCAUACAGCACAAUCUAGUUUUCAUAGCGCGCUUGACGAAUCCUCGUUACUAGCGAGACCCUUUCAACGAGGAGAUUCAAUCAAUACCGGCCGCUCUCUAUCGGAGCAAGUUGGUUUCCGGCGCGACCAGCGUCUGGACCGACGUACGUCUCCAGCGCUGCAGCGAGGAGGACGGGGGCAGCCGAGGUGA